This is a messenger RNA of Phycodurus eques (leafy seadragon), 1551 nucleotides long. It is a transcript of the gene fbxo28, whose product is annotated as F-box protein 28. Bases 8 to 1147 code for a protein of 379 amino acids. Gene Ontology annotation, molecular function: protein binding. The transcript is spliced from 5 exons. The record is from RefSeq and is a predicted model, not a curated record. Gene Ontology annotation, biological process: protein polyubiquitination. Lineage: Eukaryota; Metazoa; Chordata; Actinopteri; Syngnathiformes; Syngnathidae.
GAAUAAAAUGGCUACCAACGUGGAGCGAAUUGAUGGCCGCGUUGGUUCUUUGCAUUCAGAUGUUGUGGUACUCAAACAACCCAUUUCACCAGUCGAUCAGACCCAUCAGAACAACCCGCUUUUAGGACUACCUAUCGUGGCCAUUGAGGCAAUUCUCAAUUUGUUGUCUUACGAUGAAAUCAGUUUGCUGCGCUCGGUUUGUAAGCGAAUGGAUAUGAUCUGCCAGCGUGUUCUUAAUCAGGGCUUCCUUAAGGUGGAGCGUUAUCACAGUAUAUGUCAGAGGCAAGUCAAAGCUCAACUUCCCAGACGAGAGUCCGAACGGAGAAACCAUUCACUGGCUCGUCAUGCUGACAUACUCGCUGCUGUGGAGACGCGCCUUUCUCUCCUUAACAUGACGUUCAUGAAAUAUGUUGACUCCAACCUCUGCUGCUUCAUCCCUGGAAAGGUCAUCGAUGAGAUCUACCGUGUGCUCCGAUAUGUGAAUUCGACUCGUGCUCCGCAGCGAGCUCAUGAGGUUCUGCAAGAGUUGAGGGACAUCUCCUCCAUGGCAAUGGAGUAUUUUGAUGAGAAGAUUGUUCCAAUUCUGAAAAAGAAGCUGCCUGGAGCAGACUUGUCUGGGCGCCUCAUUGGUUCUACUCCUGUGGCAGGUCCAUCUAGUUCUCUAACCACCAUGUCCUUGCUGGCCAAGAACGCACCAUCACGCUCUGAGAUGACCAAGGUGCAGCAGCAAGUGAAGGUCAACGGGGCGUCUGUGACAGUUUUGCGGCGGGAGAUGCAAGAAAUACGUGUCAAGCAGUUGGAACAGCAGAAGCAGCUGCAGGACCAAGAGCAGAAGCUGCUUGAACAGACACAAGUUAUUGGUGAACAGAAUGCCCGCCUUGCCGAGCUGGAACACAAACUCCGUGAGCUAAUGGACAGUAAUGCCAUGGGAGGAUCCACAUCCAGAACACCUGUACCCUCCUCAUCCAACAAUGAUGCUGUGUCACCCGCUGCCUCCAGUCUUCCUACCUUAGGGUUGCCAAGUGAAAGGGCAGGAAUCUCCUCUGCAGCCAGAGAACUCGUUUGUGAGGGAGAGACAUCCCUGAAACGCACCAGAAAAAACUUGGACUUUUUACGAAAGUCAAAACGUUUGUGUAGCAAGAAAUGAGACUGUGUGCAUUUUAAUUUUUGGUUUUGAGAUCAGAUCACAUAUUCCUCAUCUAUGUUUGAUUUCUUUCUCAGUGUUAUGGUUUCAUGGUGGUUAGAAAAUGUAGUUAUUCAUUCAGUUCUUAAUUCAUGACUCAUCUAACCUUCAAUGACAAGCUAUAGAAAGAAUGUCAUGUCUAUUAUGUGUCUAAAACAUCACAGUUAAAUUCAAGUUCAUUUAUAAAUGACUGAAUAUUGGGGGGAGAAUAAAAUAAUUUUGGCUCAAUCCCUAAUCUGGAGAACGUUGUGUUUGGGGCAGAAUGGGUGAAGGCCAGCAACUAUCGUGUGUUACAGUGUGCAGUGUUACCUCACCUAUGAACAUUUUAACUCAGGAGUAUAAACAAGCAAGGAAACAUAGUGAAUUAA